AUGGAAAAAGAGAAAGUAAAUGAUGAUAAUGAUGGAAAACCAGACCCAGGAAAUUCCUUGGAUUUUUCUGAACAAUUUAACCAACUUGAACUGUUAGAAACACACAGGCAUCUAAUUCCUACUGGGACCCAGAGUGUCUGGGCAGACAAUUCUGAUGAAGACGAAGAUCAAGAACAAAGAACUGAAGAGUGGUUUCAGCUGCAAGAAAAAAAGAUGGAAAAAGAUCCAAGCAAAUUGCUUCUUUGGGCUGCAGAACAAAAUCGGCUGACUACAGUGCGGAAACUACUAUCUGAAAAGGCCACACACGUGAACACAAGAGAUGAAGAUGAAUAUACCCCCCUUCACCGAGCAGCCUAUAGCGGACACUUGGAUGUCGUCCGGGAGCUGAUUGCCCAGGGGGCAGACGUGCACGCGGUCACUGUGGAUGGCUGGACACCACUUCAUAGUGCAUGUAAGUGGAACAACACCAGAGUGGCUUCUUUCCUGCUGCAGCAUGAUGCAGAUAUCAAUGCACAGACUAAAGGCCUCUUGACCCCCUUGCAUCUUGCUGCUGGGAACAGAGACAGCAAAGACAUCCUGGAACUCCUGCUGAUGAACCGCUACAUCAACCCGGGCCUCAGAAGCAAAUUGGAUGAAACGGCUUUGGAUGUGGCCAGGAGAAUGAGCAUUUACCACUACCUCUUUGAAAUUGUGGAAGGCUGCACAAAUUCUUCACCUCAAUGUUAA
Molecule: messenger RNA, 726 nt
Organism: Elephantulus edwardii (Cape elephant shrew)
Lineage: Eukaryota; Metazoa; Chordata; Mammalia; Macroscelidea; Macroscelididae
Gene: ANKRD49
Product: ankyrin repeat domain 49
Exons: 2
Coding region: 1-726 (241 amino acids)
Molecular function (GO): protein binding
Source: RefSeq, a predicted model, not a curated record